AUGUCGUUGGACGAGUCGAUGCAAAGCACAGAAAGCGGCUUGGUGCAGACGAACGAAGCUGCUCCGGCCAGCACGACUCAGAUCGUGAGCCGCGUCGUGUACCCUCGUUUACUAGGCAAUCUUCCGGGAGCAAACCUACCGCAGUAUGCGCACGAAAUGACUCGCGAAGAUGAAGAUACUAUGAAGCAGAGCUGCUAUCAGGACGGACACGGCUUCGUCCAAUACGCCCUUGUAGCGUGGAUAAUGAUCGAGUACAAACACGAUCCAAUUGUUUCAUUUCCUGUUGCUAGCAAGGUCGCCAAAGAAACCGCUGAAGAAGUCAAGGCCGCGAUAAGUGCAGUGAUCAAUCCAUCGCUAAAAACAACACACAACUUAGAGCUGUGGGACCUACUGGAGGUUGCAUUUACGCAACUCCAGUAUCGUGGAAACGCGCACAUAUUAUUUCGCCAAUACGUCGAGCGGUGCUGGAAGCAAUACACAGGACACCCAGGUGACUAUAAGGCGCCGUAUGUGUCAAUCGUACAGAGCUCCGGAUUUGGUAAAAGUCGGCUAUUACGGGAGCUGUCUUUGCUUACGAGUGCUGAGCUUCAUGGAACGAUGCGGGUGCUCUACACUUGUACGCGGGUGGGUCAGUCGAGUGGGUUUCCAGAAGCGACGAAAGGGUUCCGAAAUUGGCUUUUUGGUGAUUACCAGACUCUUGUGGGGAUGACGUCGUGUCUGGAGACAAUAUUCUACUACGCUCAACAGAAUUGGGCGAGUGUCGGUGUAGAAUGGCUGGAAUUGUUUACGACCAGUGAUAACGAUGCAAUCGAGGCGUUGAAUAAAGCUGAGCGAGUACGGAAAUGCAGAAAACAGAUGGAGAUUGAGGAGAAUAAAAGGCUGGUGAUACUGGCUAUCGAUGAAGCCAGGUCACUCCUCGUGAGGACUCGCUGUGGCCAUAAUAAGCUCCGUAUGCUGCAACGUGCGCUAAAGAGUGCAAACCAAGGCAUCCAGAGAUACCACCCAAAUGCUGGGGUGUUUGCUGUCUUGGUCGAUACAAACCCAAAAAUCUCACAGCCGAAAGCAUCAUCGGGACGGAUUUCGGUGCCACCCGACGAUAGCGAUGCUCAGUUUCCUUCGUUUGUGCUUGGGCAUACGAUGGAUGUCUACUGGAAGGAUGUCGUGAAAAUGAACAAAACUUCUGCUUACAAAGAUGCCGUGUGUAUUGGUGACAAGAAUGAGGCCUGGAAGUAUCUUGUUUCGAUGGGUCGACCGCUCUGGAAGAGCACAUUUGACGCGUCAAUGAAGAAAUACAACAGCGAAGUAAAAGCGGCCGAAAGAGUCCUCCGUCUUGCAGCGCAGAGAAUGUUACUAGGAAGAGACACUCUUUCCCUGAUAUGUUACGAUGAAACGACAAUGUUUGGAGUGGCUUCAAUGCUGUGUCGACUUGGAUUGCGUCCCCAUUCGAGCUCGUCCCUGGCGCCUCGCGUCGUUGCCGACUUGAUGGCGAUUCUAGCUUACCUGAAUUAUGAAAGUGAUGGAUGUUUGAGUAGUUUUUCGUCGGAUCCGGUGCUGGCGCUGGGAGCGACGAAGGUGUGGUACAACUGUAAGCCUGCAUUGGCGAAUUGUAUUCUGCCGCAGCUCAAGAAGUUGCUUCUGAACGAGAUGCUGGAUACUUGUGGUGUUGACGAGAUUACGCCGGCGAAACGAUAG
Molecule: messenger RNA, 1692 nt
Organism: Phytophthora infestans T30-4
Lineage: Eukaryota; Oomycota; Peronosporomycetes; Peronosporales; Peronosporaceae
Exons: 3
Coding region: 1-1692 (563 amino acids)
Source: RefSeq, a predicted model, not a curated record